Aphanomyces astaci is the source of this 540-nucleotide messenger RNA. RefSeq lists its product as hypothetical. The transcript is spliced from 5 exons. Gene Ontology annotation, biological process: protein import into nucleus. The coding region runs from base 1 to 540 and encodes 179 amino acids. The record is from RefSeq and is a predicted model, not a curated record. Gene Ontology annotation, cellular component: nucleus; cytosol. Lineage: Eukaryota; Oomycota; Saprolegniomycetes; Saprolegniales; Verrucalvaceae. Gene Ontology annotation, molecular function: nuclear import signal receptor activity.
AUGGUCGCUCAGUUUGGGACGGUGAUCGCGGGGCGUCCCGUGAUAACAGAUUACAUUGAAAUCAGCCCCACGCAAUUCGUCAUUGACAUCCCAUAUCCCGAGCAAGUCACCGACAUUACGUUCUUCAUGUUGCCACAGUCGCCAGUGCCGCCAGGGUUUGCAGCGGUGCUCUAUUUUGCGGUGCCGCACCUCCAAAACUGGCAAUUGCUUGGCGGUGUCUUUGCGGAGAAGCCAAGCGCGAUCUUCCGGACGGCGUGGCCCACGCAUCCAGACGUGGUCGGGCAGCCCGUGAUCCAACUCGGCGUGUCCAUCGAAAGUGUGGAAAGCGUGCGCAACUUGGGCAUUGAAGCCAGCGGUCUCGAAGAACGCAAGUCUUUUGCGCUGAAAAUCGCCCAAGACCUGUUCAACUUCAUGACGUCGUUCUCUACGAGCACCAACUCGAGCAUGAUGGUGGUCCCGACCAACCUCCUCGAUCGGUGGAUGGAGCGCUUUGAGUCCAAAUAUCGCCGGGAUCCCAACUUCAUGAUGAAGAACAACUAA